AUGUCGAUCCACUCGAUCGACAUCGACCACGACGAGCUGCUCGACGAGCUCCUGAUCGAGUACCUCGCCGACAUCGACCUCUACCAAGCAGCCCAAGAACGUCUUCAAGCCGCACUUAAACAGGUCAGCUCUCCUCGGCGCUCAUGCUCGAGCCAACCGCUCGCCGUGGACUCGCUGCUGAUUCGCCGUCUUUCACCUCCUCGUUAGGCCUCCUUGGAUCUGGCAAGGUCCAAGUUGGCCGUCGGAGCAGCCAAGAUGAGCCAAGAUGGUCACGACCUCGGUCAGACUGGCUCCAAUGUCGCAAUGUAGGUGUACACAAUCGCUGGCUACGACGCACAAGAGUCCUGGCUCGGAACUGAACCGAUUUCAGAAAACUGUUCGCUGGUCGUCUAGUUCCAUCGUCGCGACCGAGAACAAAUCAUGGGCUACAGGCCAAGCUUCUCGAACGAAAACAGCAUCUCUCACAGAGAACGAUACAGAUCGACGCUCGUUCGCAUGGACUCUAGGACCUUCUCCACCUCCGGCUGCCCCAUCACCUCCGAGCGAAUCCACCGAACCUAGCCCCUCGACCUCGCUUCGCUCCCGUAGCAACACCAAAGCCACCCCAACACCUGAAAAGUCAUCGAACGACUCUACACCAGAAAAGCCGACCCCGUCGCCGCGACCUUUGCGAAGAUCGCCCUUGCUACAAUUCUCGGCGUUCCCACCGACAGCUUUACGCAGUGCCGAGCACAGCUGGCAAAAAGUGUUGCGAAGCACGGUCGAGCUGACCGAGGCAAAGUACAAGCUUGAGGCGAGUGAGGACAGGGUACGCAAGUGCAAGGCCACCCAGAAGCAGGCCAGCUCCGAGGUCAAAAAGUCACAUUGA
Microbotryum saponariae is the source of this 868-nucleotide messenger RNA. NCBI's taxonomy places the organism in Eukaryota, Fungi, Basidiomycota, Microbotryomycetes, Microbotryales, Microbotryaceae. The record is from the annotation of a GenBank genome assembly.